AUGCAAGAAUACACAUUGGAGGAGGUUGGCGCUCACAAGAGCAAGACCGACUUGUGGGUUACUAUUCACGGAAAGGUCUACGAUGUCUCAGAAUAUGUCAAAGAUCACCCGGGUGGUGCCGACGUCCUAGUUGAUGUUGCUGGGCAAGACGCAACGGCCGCGUACGAGGAUGUGGGACACUCGGAGGACGCAAACGAGAUUCUGGAGACUUUCCUGAUCGGAACUUUGAAAGACGCCGUCGAAUACAAGGCUCGUCAAACCGUGAGAGUUGUCCAAGAUUCCCCAGCACAGCCGCCUCCAAAAGCCAGUUCAGGCGCUGUCCGCACCCUGGGUCUCACCGCGAGCUCGCUACUUUCGCUUUACCUUGCCUCCAACUCCAUCAGGAAAUACCUGAAUCCCAAUGACUUCACCAAAAUGCUUCCCGGGCUCGACAAGCUGUCGUCUCUCAAGCUCUCUGGCGUCUUCCUCCCCCAGGGUGGUUUCGCCAACGGAGUUGCCGUCACUGCCUGUGCCUGUGCCAUACUGGGUAGUAUCAUAGCGUCCCGCCUCUCGAAGCUCACGCAAAUUGAGUCGGGCUUCACGAAAUAUCCUCCUCACAUCAAGAGGAACCCGAUCUACAAGCAAGACCCGCACUUGAUCCCCGGCUUUCUCCAGCCCAAGGAGUAUAGGCCCUUGCCCUUAGUCGCAAAAGAGGCCCUAUCUCCUAAUGUCUACCGCUUUGUGUUCCAGCUGCCUCGCAAGAGUGAUGUCAUUGGCCUUCCCAUCGGCCAACACGUCGCCAUCAAAGCAACGAUUGAUGGUCAAACAGUGUCCCGAUCCUAUACGCCAACAUCAAAUAAUCUCGACCUGGGUACGCUGGAGCUCGUGAUCAAGUGUUAUCCAGAUGGCCUACUCACCGGAAAGUACCUUGCCAACCUCGAAGUUGGCGACAAGGUUUUGUUCCGGGGCCCCAAAGGCGCAAUGCGCUACAAGAAGGGCCUCUGUAAGAAGAUUGGGAUGAUUGCUGGCGGCACUGGUAUUACCCCGAUGUACCAGUUGAUUCGAGCGAUUUGCGAAAAUGAUAGGGAUACCACGGAAAUCCAUCUGAUCUACGCAAACCGCUCAGAAGAAGACAUUCUUUUGCGGGAGGAGCUCGAAGAAUUUGCUUCCUCAUAUCCCAACACUCUCAAGAUUUGGUACAUGCUGGAUCAUCCACCCCAGGACUGGAAGUACGGCAAGGGAUAUGUCACUAAAGAUGUCAUGCGCCAAAUUCUCCCUGCGCCUUCGCCGGAGUCUCGGAUAAUGCUUUGCGGUCCUCCUGGGAUGGUCAAUGCAUCGAAGAAGGGUUUGGCUGAGCUCGGGUACCAGGCCCCAGGUUCAGUAGCCAAAAUGACGGAUCAGAUUUUCUGUUUCUAG
Messenger RNA from Aspergillus campestris IBT 28561, 1395 nucleotides. Its product is annotated as cytochrome b5. NCBI's taxonomy places the organism in Eukaryota, Fungi, Ascomycota, Eurotiomycetes, Eurotiales, Aspergillaceae. The coding region runs from base 1 to 1395 and encodes 464 amino acids. The transcript has 2 exons. Gene Ontology annotation, molecular function: oxidoreductase activity; heme binding. Gene Ontology annotation, cellular component: endoplasmic reticulum. The record is from RefSeq and is a predicted model, not a curated record.